Messenger RNA from Daphnia carinata, 498 nucleotides. RefSeq lists its product as uncharacterized. NCBI's taxonomy places the organism in Eukaryota, Metazoa, Arthropoda, Branchiopoda, Diplostraca, Daphniidae. The record is from RefSeq and is a predicted model, not a curated record. The coding region runs from base 1 to 498 and encodes 165 amino acids. The transcript has a single exon.
AUGCGACCGGUCUUUGACGGAGCGGCUAAAUCCAAAUUUGGACCAAGUUUCAAAGACGUUCUGGAAACCGGCCCAAACCUGAAUCCCGAUCUGCUAGCCGUUCUAAUGCGAUUCCGAUUAAAUCGAAUCGAAUUUUUAAAUGUCUGCUUAUAUGAGCAGUUAGUUGCGUACAAAUGGAAACGAGUUCCAUUUGGAUUCAGUUCUAGUUCAUUCUUGCUACGAGUUACUCUCAACAAGCACUUGGAUGGCAUGGAGCCACUGCACUCUACAAUACUGUACACUACAGUGAACCAGCUAAAGGAACAAAUUUACGUCGACGACUACCUUGGUGGCGCCAACAAAAUCUCCACAGCAGAAACUAGGAUUCAGGAAACCAACUCCACCUUCCAGAAGGCUAAACUCAACAUGCGAAGUUGGGUGACAAACGACGAAACACUUCGCAAAUUUCUCAGUGAGAAGAGUCUCAUUAACCCCAUUGUAAAAAUUUUCACUCAGUAG